AUGAAAGUGGCCCAAAGGGUCGGUUACACCGGCCGGACCGAAGGGAAUGAUACUUCUUCCGGCAAGGCUAAAGCCGUGAUGAUUGAUGGCAUCAUGCAUAACCUGGACACACAUCCACCAAAAGCAGCGGCCCAAGUGGCCCAGUUUCCGGAGACCAGACAGAAGAAGUGGUUCCAAAUUUCACUGACUCUCAAACAGCCCAUUUUACCCAUUAGCGCCAUCCUCGUUGAGGGCUCAACAACAAACGGAAGCCCCCGUAAAACGACUUGA
Messenger RNA from Protopolystoma xenopodis, 270 nucleotides. Lineage: Eukaryota; Metazoa; Platyhelminthes; Monogenea; Polystomatidea; Polystomatidae. The record is from the annotation of a GenBank genome assembly.